UUCCACAACCCUUAAUCUUCUAUAUAAAGGGCAGUCAGGUCAGGUUCAUCCUUUACUUAUAGUUUUACACACCCAUCCAAAACACAUGCAAUUAAGCUGAGACCAAACCAUAAUUAUGGACCAAGAGAAGAAGCUAGUCGAUGAGGUGUCCGGUUGGCUAAGAGUCUAUGACGAUGGCUCAGUCGACCGAACCUGGACAGGUCCCCCUGAAUUGAAAUUCAUGACAGAGUCUGUUCCACCCCAUGACCAAUUCAUUGAAGGUGUAGCCACUCGUGAUGUUGUUAUUGAUUCCAAUUCGGGCCUCACGGUUCGAAUCUAUAUGCCAGACCAAAUUCCCGCAAACAAAACUAAGUUGCCAAUCAUACUUCAUUUCCCCGGGGGAGGUUUUUGCAUCUGCCAAGCUGAUUGGUGCAUGUACUAUCACAUGUACACCAGGGUGGCAAGGUCAGUUCCAGCCAUUUGUGUCUCAGUUUUUCUCAGGCUUGCACCAGAAAACAGGCUUCCAGCAGCCUGUGAUGAUGGCUAUGCUGCUCUCCUCUGGCUCAGGUCGUUAGCCAAAGGUGAGUCAAAUGAGCCAUGGCUCAAUGAUCAUGCAGAUUUCAACCGGGUUUUUCUUAUUGGGGACAGCUCAGGAGGGAACAUAGUGCAUCAAGUGGCUGCACGUGGUGGGCACUUGGGUUUGAGCCCAUUAAGGCUAGCAGGUGGGGUUCCAAUCCACCCUGGUUUUGUUCGGAAGGAGCGGAGCCAGUCGGAGUUGGAGCAACCGGAAUCACCUUUCUUAACCCUAGACAUGUUGGACAAGUUUUUGGCCCUGGCACUGCCACUUGGGUCCACCAAGGACCAUCCUAUCACUUGCCCGAUGGGGCCUGCGGCCCCGCCACUCAACGGCCUAGAUCUGCCACCAUUUUUAUUGUGUGUAGCCGAGAAGGAUAUGAUCAAGGACACAGAGAUUGAAUACUAUGAAGCCAUGAGAAAAGCUAACAAAGAUGUGGAGUUGUUGAUCAGCCCUGGAAUGGGUCAUAGCUUCUACCUGAACAAGAAUGCUGUGGGCAUGGACCCAAACACUGCUGCCCAAACUGCUGCCCAAACUACUGCCCUUAUUGAUGGAAUCAAAGAGUUCAUCAAUAAGCAUUGAAAAAUGUCUUCUUUGUUUUCUUUUUUUCUAAAUUUACAGUUGUGCCACUAUAAUUAUCUACCCUCACUAUGGAAUAAAACAAAAUAAAAGAAUUAUGAGGGUAAAUCAGUUAGUUUAAUUAUUUUUAAAUAGUGAUAUUUAAUAUA
This is a messenger RNA of Durio zibethinus, 1281 nucleotides long. RefSeq names its product strigolactones hydrolase CXE15-like. Gene Ontology annotation, molecular function: hydrolase activity. The record is from RefSeq and is a predicted model, not a curated record. Lineage: Eukaryota; Viridiplantae; Streptophyta; Magnoliopsida; Malvales; Malvaceae.